This is a messenger RNA of Sporothrix schenckii 1099-18, 570 nucleotides long. RefSeq lists its product as uncharacterized. The coding region runs from base 1 to 570 and encodes 189 amino acids. NCBI's taxonomy places the organism in Eukaryota, Fungi, Ascomycota, Sordariomycetes, Ophiostomatales, Ophiostomataceae. The record is from RefSeq and is a predicted model, not a curated record. The transcript has a single exon.
AUGAUCGACAGCGUUGAGAAGAAAGAGGUGGGCCUCAAGCACAUGAUGAAAACGGUCAUCCGCGACAAGCGCAAGAUUGAAGAGACCAUCAUCAGCCUCGACGAUUACAAGAAAAAGGCGCUGCACAAGACCUGGAGCAAGGUCAAUGCCGACUUUGGCCAGAUCUUCUCUGAGCUGCUGCCCGGCGGCAGCUUUGCCAAGCUGGACCCGCCCGAGGGCAAGACAAUCAGCGACGGCCUCGAGGUCAAGGUGUGCCUGGGCAAGGUGUGGAAGCAAAGCCUGACGGAGCUCAGUGGUGGCCAGCGGUCGCUGAUUGCCCUGUCUCUGAUCAUGGCGCUGCUGCAGUUCAAGCCAGCGCCCAUGUACAUUCUGGACGAGGUGGACGCUGCGCUGGAUCUGUCUCACACACAAAAUAUUGGUCGUCUGAUCAAGACGCGCUUCAAGGGCUCGCAGUUCAUCGUUGUCUCGUUGAAGGACGGCAUGUUCCAGAACGCCAACCGCAUCUUCCGGACACGGUUCAGCGAGGGCACCAGUAUGGUGCAGGCUCUGACGCCCGCCGAUUUACGGUAG